AUGGCCCUCCUGUUCCCCCUACUGACUCUCCUGGUGCUGUGCAGCUAUGGACCUGUUGGAUCUCUGGGCUGUGACCUGCCUCAGAACUCUGUGUUGCUUAGUAGGAAGAUCUUUGACACACUGGAUCAAAUGAAGAGGAUCUCCCCUCUCUUGUGUCUGAAGGACAGAAGGGACUUCCAGUUCCCCCGGGAGAUAGUGAAUAGUAGCCAGUUCCAUAAGGUUCAGGCUAUGUCUGUCCUCCACUUGAUACUCCAGCAGAUCUCCAACCUCUUUCACACAAUGCACUCAACUGCUGCCUGGAACAUGACCCUCCUGAAUGAACUCCACACUGGACUCCAUCAGCAGCUAAAGGAUGUAAGGACUUGCUUGGUGCCAGUGAUGGGAGAGGAAGAUUCUGUCUUGGCAACUGAGGAUCCCACACUGAACUUAAAGAAAUACUUCCAGGGAAUUCGUCUCUACCUGGAAGAGAAGAAAUACAGUGACUGUGCCUGGGAAAUCGUCCGGGUGGAAAUCAUGAGAGCCUGGUCCUCAAUAGCAAAGUUGCAUGAAAAGAUAACAAGCAAGGAUGGAGACCUGGCAUCAUCUUGA
This is a messenger RNA of Castor canadensis (American beaver), 588 nucleotides long. RefSeq names its product interferon omega-1-like. Gene Ontology annotation, cellular component: extracellular region. Gene Ontology annotation, biological process: defense response. Gene Ontology annotation, molecular function: cytokine receptor binding. Lineage: Eukaryota; Metazoa; Chordata; Mammalia; Rodentia; Castoridae. The record is from RefSeq and is a predicted model, not a curated record.